ACUAAGUGUGCCCCCCUAGGCGAAGUGUUCGUUAAAUAUAUUGUUAGUAUUAAAAAUAAUUACGUGACUUGUUGUAAAGGUGUUUGGUGAAACUUCAACAUGUCGAGGGAUAUAAGGUCAUAUUUUUCACCGAGGAAGCCUGCAAAUCCUUCUGCUGUAGUUGAGGAUGAUGACGCUCUCAUUCCAGAAUCUCCAGAUGUUCAAAUUAUUAAAAACAAAAAAAAGAAGCGAGUUUUAGAGCGAAGAGAUAAAUCUGAAAAAACAACAACAUCAACUGCCUCAAGAAACAAAACAGAAGAUUCAAAGAAAUCAACUGAAAAAUCUGAUGACAAAAAACAAAAGUCUACUUUAAAUACAGAAUCUAAUAAAGACUUGAAAAAGACAGAUGAAAGUAAACUAUCAUUAAAGAAAUCAAAAAGUACAGAAUCAAAGAAAAAUAAUGAUAAAGAUCAUACAAAGGUAGAGAAAGCUGACAAAGAUCAGAAAUUGCCAAAAAGGUUUGUAGAUAAGUUUAUUCAGUGUAACCUUAAUCAGUCAUCAAUUGAUUCUAAUGAAAUUAAAAAAUCUAAGAUUGAUUUGAAAAGCAAAAGGAAAGCCAAGUUCCUAGAGACUGAUUCUAGUCAAGAUCAGAGCAGUAAGAAGAAGAAAUUAAAUAAGUCUAUGGAGGCUAAGUCAGGUCAGGAGACUAAAGAGUAUGAUUGUGAUUCUUCUGUAUUAAAUGAUGAUGAGAAGGAGAGCCAUAAAAGAAAGAAAAUGAAUAAGUCUGUGUUAACAGAUGAACAUCGUCUUAGAAGGCGAAUGAUGUACAAAAACUAUCGGAAUAGACCUGAACCUAAACACUUGGGAGCCAAGGAGAUCCCAGAGGGUAAACCAGAUUGCUUGAAGGACUGUUCGUUUUUGAUGACUGGAGUUCUUGACUCGUUUUUAAGGGAUGAAAUAGCCGCUGCAAUUACUAAGUAUGGAGGCUGUGUCAAAAGUGGGGUAUCUAAAAAGGUUACUCAUGUGCUAGCCGGCAAUGCUGCGGGCCCAGCGAAAAUGGCGAAAGCACAAGAACUUAUUUUUAAUUUGAACGUUGUGCGCACCUGUAAUUAACAUAUUUACGCAGGACUUAUUACAAUUGUAAACUUAUAUAUGUGAAAGUAUUUGUAAAUAAGUUGUUGGUGUGCCUAAAUAAAUAAAUAAAUAAAUAAAUAAAUAAACUAGGAAUAAAAAUCAUUAACGAGGACGAGUUCCUUGCUAUGAUCACAGAACGAUCACAGGACACGCCUGCCUAAAUAUAAGAUAUUAAAAAAGAAAAAGAAAUCAAGAAAGAGAAAACUCCCAGCAAAAAAGAUAAACCUGACAAAGAUAGAAAAGAUAAACAUGUUGACAGCAAAUCUAAGAAGAGUCCGACAGACAAAGUUAUAAUAGAAUCAAAAUCGAAGGAUUCGAAUAAACUAGAUGUUAGUAAAUCAAAGAAUUGUGAGACGUCUAAAAGUUCUAGAAAGAUAAAGGAAAAGAAAAUGGAACUAGAAACAGAAACUAAAUCAAGUGCUAGUUCAUCUCUUCUAGACUUAUUAAUGGUAAGCAUGAUUAUGAAUAACUAGCUUUUUCCCGCUGCUUCGUUCGUGAAAAAUUAUGCCAUGACUCACCAUGGCACGAUCUGCCUAGUAAUUUCCCAAUUAUAUUGGCUUGGCUUCCAGUCUAACCAGAUAUAGCUAAGUUCCAGUAUUUUGAGCGAAUGUCUGUAGCGAGUGUAUCCAAACGCCAAACAUCUGACAUUUGACACUUAUUAAAUACUUUGACACAAGAUCUUCCACCUCCAUCCUUCUCUCUCUUUGGUCAGCCCUUGCCUGGACGAACACAUUUUUGUAAAUUAUUUUUUAUGUAAUAAAAUAUUAAGACCCUUUGUAAUCAUUAAAAUAAACACAUAAAAAUA
Messenger RNA from Helicoverpa zea (corn earworm), 1918 nucleotides. Its product is annotated as replication factor C subunit 1-like. The transcript has 6 exons. The coding region runs from base 100 to 1092 and encodes 330 amino acids. The record is from RefSeq and is a predicted model, not a curated record. Lineage: Eukaryota; Metazoa; Arthropoda; Insecta; Lepidoptera; Noctuidae.